AUGGGUGUAAUCAUCCGCACGUUUGUUGGUUUCGACGGUAUAGAUGAAACGUUGGAAGUUCUGUUGCUCGACGAGAAGGGUGAUCGGAUCCAAGCUUCCUUGAAGAAGGAGUUCGAUGUUCCUGUUAUCUGUUAUCCCUACCCCAAUGCAGCCUCUCUUUUUGCGAAAAGGAAGUUUCCACAUGGAAGAUCUGAUUACAAGUACAAUUUUGCAUCGUUUGAGGAUAUCAAAACUGGUAUCGUGGAUCCUGCCUUUAGCGUGGUGGUGAUACAGAGGUUGCACGCAGAGGAUAUUGUUUGUCGUUUGAUGGACUAUACAGUAACGACUGAUAUAUGCGUCGUGAGGUUUGCGAGAGUUAGGAAAUCAAAUCGAGUCUGGUCGGCUCAUGCGGUACAUCUGUACUCACAUGUGACACUGGAUCCUAACGUGCGCAAGGUUAAUGAAUUCCGACGUCUAAUAGCCGAAAGCGACAAACAGUGUACCAAGGCCAUCGACUAA
Molecule: messenger RNA, 498 nt
Organism: Microthlaspi erraticum
Lineage: Eukaryota; Viridiplantae; Streptophyta; Magnoliopsida; Brassicales; Brassicaceae
Source: the annotation of a GenBank genome assembly